This is a messenger RNA of Striga asiatica, 640 nucleotides long. NCBI's taxonomy places the organism in Eukaryota, Viridiplantae, Streptophyta, Magnoliopsida, Lamiales, Orobanchaceae. The record is from the annotation of a GenBank genome assembly.
UAUUUUAGCUUNUGGUACAAGAGCUAUUUUAGCUUUAAUUUAAUAUGUUGUCAGCGUCGUUCUUAAAAUUUCGGGGAAUCUGAGCUGAGGAUGCGAUUUGAUUCACUGAACUUUGUUCCAUUUUUUGGUGAUUUUUUGGUAAUAACGAAAAAGCUAGAGUCUUGCUUUGAGUUCGUCAAUGGCGUGGGCUGGCCCAGAAGAUGGCUACCUCUCAACUUCUCUUGCGAGCUAUCUUGACAAGAAACUUCUUGUAUUACUUCGAGACGGCCGAAAACUGUUGGGUAUUCUUCGCUCAUUUGAUCAAUUCGCAAACGCGGUUUUAGAAGGUGCAUGCGAGCGUGUAAUAGUUGGUGAGCUAUAUUGUGACAUCCCAUUAGGUCUGUACAUAAUUCGUGGAGAGAAUGUUGUUUUAAUAGGGGAAUUGGACUUGGAGAAAGAGGAGCUACCCCUGAAUAUGACUCGUGUAUCGACAGAAGAAAUUAGAAGGGUAGGCCCUGAAUUUAUCUACUGCGUAAAAGCUUUGAGUUUUCUUUUAGCAGUAAAUUUUCCGGUUUUUGGGCAGGCACAGAAAGCAGAUAGAGAACCUUCGGAUCUAAAGGGUACCAUGAAAAGAAGGAUGGAUUUUCUCGAUAUGGAUUAA